UGAGACGAAGCAGCGGUAGGCAGUUACUGUCGAUGUAAAAAUCUCGGAUUUUACUAACUGUAUACAGAGAAGAUCAUGGCGAACAUCGCAGCCCUCCAUCCAUAUUCUAUACUUCCGCGGACUAUGAUGACGUCUCCGGAUUUACAACUGUGUCAUACGCCUUAUUCCAUUGACCCACGGGGAGUGGUGCCAUUUCCCUGGGAACAGUGGACAUCAACAUACAGCGCACUCUACUUUCAAGCACAACAGACCAGUCGUUUUCACGGAUACCUUGGUGCCAAUUACCCCACCCAGGUGCUUGACCUGUCUAUCCGACACCAGGACCGUUCGUUUUCCCCCGGGUCUGAGGAGGAAUCACCAAAGCGAACCAGUGCAGAAAAGAAGGAAGUCAAGCCCCGUUUUGACUUUGCUCAUCUAGCCGAGGCUGCGACAAGUAGUUCUGAAAAAGAGAGAAGUCUUGAUACCAAACCGACCAACAAGGAUCCGAUCAUCAGCCACGUUCUAGAUCCCUGUUUCCUUUCUAAUAACUUCAGGUGUAAACCGAACUAUCCAUCCUGGUAUGGGACACUCAGCAAGACCAUGACACAGACCCCAGAACGAGGACGUGGCAGACGACCUAAAAGGGCCAAGAAAGAGUACAUCUGUAAAUAUUGUUGUCGGAAUUUCACCAAAUCUUACAACCUUCUCAUACACGAACGUACGCAUACGGACGAAAGACCGUUUCCAUGUGACAUCUGCGGAAAAGCGUUCAGACGACAGGAUCAUCUCAGAGACCACAGGUACAUCCAUUCAAAGGACAAACCGUUUAAGUGUGAGCAAUGUGGAAAGGGCUUCUGUCAGGCUAGGACACUGGCUGUACACAAGACAACGCACCAGACAUGAUAUCGACAUUUCCAGAUCGGAAGUUUUAAAAUCCAGUCCUCUUUGAGGUUUGAUAUCCGUGAUAUUUAGUGCCAUUAAUCAUCUCUGUCACAAAACAAAGAACACACUAAAAAGACUUACAUUUGAACUACUUUGAUAACGGAAGUUGAGAACUUGCUCGAGCGUGUGAACUCUGACCCGGAAGUUGAAGAAAGAGAGUCGGUUAAUUAGAUGUGGAUAUAUCUAUUAUGUGUCUUUGUCCAAGCCAUCUUCUAGUUUUUUUUAAAUUAUCAUCAAUUAAUCAAUCCCCUGACCAAAUUGCUCCGGUGAUAUGAUAUGUCCGAAAUAAUGUGUGUAUCAACACAAGGAUAUAUGUGUUUAACGCACAGAUGUAUGAUUAUCAACACACAAAUAUAUGUAUCAACACACAGAUGUAUGUGUAUUAACAGACAGAUAUAUGUGAACCAACACACAGAUAUAUGUGUUUAACGCACAGAUGUAUGUUUAUCAACACACAGAUGUAUGUUUAUCAACACACAAAUAUAUGUAUCAACACACAGAUGUAUGUGUAUCAACACACAGAUGUAUGUGUAUCAACACACAGAUAUAUGUGUAUCAACACAGAGGUACAUGUUUUUCAACUUUAAAUGAAAAGAUUUUGGAAUUCUUUUCUUAUUUUUUCAUUAUUAUUUCAAGAACUUUUCUGCUGAAUCUCAAUGUCAUUGUUUACCAACACAUUAAUAAGUAUUGCUAUUUUUAAAACAGAUUUUCUGUAACAUCAUCCACUUAAGGAAAUGUGCUGUUGUCGUGUUCGUCAUACUUAACAGAACCUGAAAAAUUUGGCGUUAUCACAAAUUUACCACAUAGUUUAAGACUAUUCAUCAAAAGGCGUGUAGCAAUUGAUGUUAAGGUCGGCUUCUACUGAAGCGUUUGCUAGAUCAAGUCAUUCAGACACUUGAACCGGACGACCACGUUAGAAAAUGACAAUGCAUUCUGUAAUAGCCGGAAGUGUCAAUAGGAUUCGAAUACAGACAAAACACACGCAGAUCGGACGUUGAACAAGCAUAGUUAGCAUGACUUUUCGUAAAUAGAUAUUUUUGGAGAGAAAAAUUGCAGAGUUAUUUGGAAUAAAAGAUUUUUUGAUAGUUGCAUUCAGGUGCAUAGCUGGAAACCAAGUGUCAGUGAUGACAUCAACUUGCUGCAAGUAAAAUACUGGGAUUGUCAGGACAUUUCAUAAGAUGAUUAAAUUAAUUGUUUAUUGUAUUCAUAUUAAUUUUUACUCUUUUGUGUGUGUGUGUGUGUAAUUUUUAUCAUUUUAUGAUAUUUACGGCACGGAAGUCAAAGUAUGUAUGUAAAUAUCACCAGUACACGAACUUAUAUUGUAUAUAUAUUAUAACAACACGCCAAUAUUGAUUGGCAACCCUCGAAUCGAGGUUGUAGCUAGCAUUUUCAUUGGUUAAAAAAGUCGAAGACCUUUGACCUUGAACAUACACAGACAUUCCAUUGGUUGUUACAUUUAUUCUCUCUUUGUUAUGUCCUUUGUUAUUGAUUAUUGCGAAAGGAAAUUUGCAUAUGGUGUAUAUACAAAUUCGUUUGAAAGUCACUUUAAGUUGACUUAAUGGAUGAUUGUUAAGUAUGCUUGCGCGUGAGCUCAUCUCGGACACAAUUGUUGACUUGUAAAUUAGCGGGUGUGUUUUUGGGUGUGUGCUCAUGCAAUAUGUUAAUUAAGUGCUGAUGUAU
Molecule: messenger RNA, 2601 nt
Organism: Ylistrum balloti
Lineage: Eukaryota; Metazoa; Mollusca; Bivalvia; Pectinida; Pectinidae
Product: protein odd-skipped-related 1-like
Exons: 7
Coding region: 76-882 (268 amino acids)
Biological process (GO): embryo development; regulation of transcription by RNA polymerase II
Cellular component (GO): nucleus
Molecular function (GO): DNA-binding transcription factor activity, RNA polymerase II-specific; RNA polymerase II transcription regulatory region sequence-specific DNA binding
Source: RefSeq, a predicted model, not a curated record